GGUUGCACCGGUGCAUUAGUUCCACACGCAUCGGUUCAACCGGUGAAGCUUCACCAGAGACCGAGUGUGUGCUGUUUGGCCAGUUGCACCGGCGUAUAGUAUUUUCGCAGCGUCGGUUAAACCGGUGUUCGGUGUUGUUGCUUUUACUGUCUCUCUGGACAACUGCACCGGCGCUUCGGACUUGUUUUCGUCGGUUCAACCGGUGCUUAGAAAAUCAUUUUGAGGCCGCUCUGGACAACUGCACCGACGUUGGAGUGUGAUUUUGUCAGAUCAUCCGGUGUAUUAUCGCCGGUUGAACCGACGCUUUGUUAAUCUCUACAUCGGAUCAACUGGUGCUCGUUCUUCUUUGCUGCCGGCUCUGUGACGUCGGUUGAACCGGUGAAGACUUUCUUCACACGUCGGUUUAACUGGUGUUCAUAUAUCGAGCCGAUUUUUGUGCUAUUCUUCGUGUUUGCUUCCGCGAUUGUUCUCGUUUGUUCUUAGGGUUGUUUUGUGUUAGUGUAGUUCCUUUAUAACUACUCUGCACUUCACCUAGGACUUUAGGGUUGGGUGCGCACUUGGGAUCUUAAGCCGAGCUUACGAUUGCGAUAAUUUUUGCGGCUCCCAUUCACCUCCCUCUGGUCGUCUUUUCGGUCCCUCAAAACCUAUGCUCGCUGCGUACCCUUGCUUCCUCACCCUUAUUCAGGAUGUCCUCUUCCUGCGCACAGAUCAUGCCAGGGACUACGUGGCAUGGAAAGUAGUCCAGCACAAGGCGGCGAAGAUGGUAAAAAAGAUGGCCUACGAGGUGCCCGAGCUUAAGGACAAGCUGCAUUUACCUCGCCGCCCGAACAACCUGUACCACGUCGUGUCCAUUGGAUCCAGCUUUCCUCGAAGGCGUGUCGUGAAGAACUUAGGCCGGCAACAAGCAACCGACAUUGCUCGAGUCUAUCUUCAGCUGAAGAAGAGACUGCCUUCUUCAAGUCAGGGUGAAAGUAAUGGUUUCUCAGCAAGUGAAUUAGAUGAGCCACUGAUUGCACUACUUGAGAAAGCUUUGCAUGCUGGUAGGUGUUACUUUCACCCUCAAUAUCCUCCUCCCGAUGGAGAAGAUUUUCCGCUCCUGCAGAUGCUAGAUAGGGAGAAGGUACAUUUGACUCCAUUAUCCAUCAACCCCCGUGCUGAAAAUUCAUCCAAACAAGGUGUUCCGCCCAUGCAGAUGCUAGCUAUGCCUCCAUUCGUGCUCAAAUCCUCCAGUGGUCAAGUACAUCAAUUCCAACAUUCACCCAAACAAGAUGCACUGCAGAGUUCUGCUGCUGUGGCCUUUGCAGAAACAACUAAGUCAGCCAUGAAGCUUAUGAGCUCUCAGGAGUCUCCACAAGAUGCUGCUCGUCCAGGGACCAGGGAAUAUUUAAAUGGGCCGCAAACAACUAAUCUUUCGUGAAGUCUGGAGCGCAGGCAAGGAAACAGUGUACCGACCCCGUGGCGUGGCCUGUGACUAAUGGUGGCUUCGGCGUUGCACUGACCUCAGCUGAAGAGACCUUUUAUUACCCUAGUCGAAGUAGCUUUAUUAUCUAAAAAAACAGAGGAUCUUAAGUAAUGUUUGAAAUUAGGAAGUACUUGCGUAGCGGUGACCCUUGGAGUCUUGGACAACUCGAAUGAAUCUGUCGGAAUCUUGUUAUUGAGCUACUCCAUUAUUCAACGCACUUUUAAG
This is a messenger RNA of Panicum virgatum (switchgrass), 1687 nucleotides long. RefSeq lists its product as uncharacterized. The record is from RefSeq and is a predicted model, not a curated record. The transcript is spliced from 11 exons. Lineage: Eukaryota; Viridiplantae; Streptophyta; Magnoliopsida; Poales; Poaceae. The coding region runs from base 647 to 1417 and encodes 256 amino acids.